This is a messenger RNA of Styela clava, 2433 nucleotides long. RefSeq lists its product as uncharacterized. The record is from RefSeq and is a predicted model, not a curated record. NCBI's taxonomy places the organism in Eukaryota, Metazoa, Chordata, Ascidiacea, Stolidobranchia, Styelidae.
AAAAUAUGAACAAAGAGAGUGUGACCCUCAUCGUUCUUCUCUUCUUAAAAUUUACGAACGCGGACAUUGAUUGUAGCUACAAAGGAGACAUGUGUAAAGUGGAAGUCGAAGAUUGCUUGAAGAAAAAACUUUACGAUGGCGAUAUGACAGACUGUGCUGGUAUUUCACAUCAAGAUCUUUUCAUAUCUCGAGAUGACGUCAAGUUUUGGAUUGACAUUUAUGAAAAAGGGGACUACGCACAGAAUUUGACGUAUACGAUUAUUUCAGAAAUUGGAGAAAAUUGGCGCAGUGUUGGAGAUUGUUGCCGAAUGACCCCAACUAGUACUUGCAUGUUGCCGAAGAGGAAAAAGGACGAAGUAUUUUUUAUUUACCUGCCAAUGAGAAAAUCUGGACAUUAUUGUGAAUUACAGUUGUUUGAAUAUCAAGAAGAAUUGAAAUGGUGCAGUGAAACAGAUAGAACACCAUGCAAAGAACUGGUUCGUGGUAUUAUAUCGAUCAAAGGAAUUUACCAACCCCUCUCAACCGACAGUUUUUAUCCUCCCGUCGAUUUUUGCUUUUUCCACGCCCCUUCUGACUUUGCACAAACUGGCAAUGAAUCACACAGUGAAUUUUCUCGAGACGUUGAAGGGAUUGAAAAAGACGAAAACCAAAACAGCGUUCUUGUUGGGAAAACAUUGAAGAGAUGCGAUCUAUUAGAAAAUAUUACAGCAAAAAACAUUACCGAGCAUAUUUUAUCAAGGUAUAAACGAAAUACUGAAGAGACUGUGUGUUUCUUCACACGACUAAAAGGAUAUGAUAACAAAUGGAGCUCGAAUCCAAUAUGUCAAAGAUCUUGCAACAAUGACAAAUAUUGUUACUUGGGUCAAUCCAAUGUCACGUGGAAAACACUUGUUAUAACCUUAUCAAUAUCAACCAUACUUCUCAUCAUUGUGUUUUUCACGUGGAAAUAUAGAAAAUCUGUAGCUAGAUGUAGACCUUCCUUGGAAGCUUCAAUCAAAGAGUUGCCGGAUUCAUUUGUUGCUCGUAAUACGGAAGAUUGUGCUUUUGUCGAUGAUGUUAAUUUUGAAAGUAUUCAUUACGAAUGUGUGAAAGAAAUACCAAACAAACUGAAGUCUAAAAAAAGUAUAUAUGAAAAAGAAAGCAAUGAAUUUGAUCGUUAUAUUUCUGUGCUUACGGGCUGUGAAGUCAUGAACACAACCGAGGAAGAAGUCGAUCUUAUAUCAAAACCAAGCGAAACUUCUGCUGAUGUUCACCAACUACAAGAUAAAAUUAAAAAUAGAGAUAUCGCACACAUGCUUCAUUCAGACGAUGUAUCAUGGGAUCAGCAAGAUUCUGGAAAUGAAACUGGUAUUGUAGAUUCGCAUUGCAGCAGCUUCAAAUGUCCUCGGGCAUCAGAAAAAAAUACGAACACCGACUCUGGUUUUUCGGAAUCCAGCAAAAGAAGUUCAUCGGAUUGUGACAAUAUAUCCCAAACCGGGCUGAGCUGCGUUAUUGAGGCUGAAAUCGAUGAAAACGAGGCCAGUUUUGUUACAAAUUAUUACACGUUAUCUGAAAUAGAAGAUUACACAAAUGGCAACUACAUGGAAAAGAGUGCGUUUCUAACAAUCCCUGAUGCAGAAAUUCGGCCUGUAGGCAAUGAUGUGAUUUCUCGUCGACAACGGAAGUCAUCAUCAAGUUCAGGUUGCGUGAGCUUUGGUGAUGAUAAUUGUUCUUUGGAAUCGUCAAUCGAAGAUAAUACGGACAUCGUUGCAGACGAUGAAAAAUUAGAUCUAGUUCGCGAAACUCUUAAUAUCGAUACAAUCGAUAAUGUAAAAAUUUCAUUGCGAUCUACAGAAAUCCCGGGGUGCUACGUUGAAAAAUAACCUCUUAUUUUACAUGCUGCUUAUCGUGUCGUCCAAAUAUAUCUACAUAUACGUCCAGAUAUUCACAAAAAAAUAUUAGGGCAAAAUAUGGUUAUUUUUUCUUGUGUAUAUUAUUGUACACGGCCCUUUUCAAUUUUAUGCUUUCAAUUUGUUUCCAUUCCUCUACGCCAUAGUACCUUUUUCUUUAGGUACCCUGUAUUACACCAUCUACAUUGGACGACAAACUUUUUCUGAUAGAAAAAUUCGUUUAAAGACAUUUUAGAAAUUUUUUCUAUUUAAUUCGAUAUUCAAUGUCCAGAAAGAAACAUCUUGAAAUUCUUUUAUCCAUGAACGAUAUAUGCGUGUGGCAUUGAUACCACCAAGUGUCUUAUGGUAUUGUUGAUAGAUCAAUUUUUAUUAAGGGAACUUAGAGAACUAUAUAUAUAAAUUUAAGAGAAAAAUCGUUGUUAAAUAAAAUUCUGGUUCCAUAGCUCUCACUUUCUACAAAAAACACAAAAUUAUUUUAUUUAUUUGAUACUGAACAGAAUAUUUUUUAAAGUUUGGUGGAAGAUUAUAUCAUAAAUUAAUCACA